UAUUAUAAAAGAGAAGUACACACAAUUUUGGGCGUCUUAUGGAGCUGUAGAUGAAGAUGAGAGGGAAAAAUGGUUUCAGGCAUUUCAGGAGCGUUGUGUUUGGGAUGUUAGAGAUGAGGCCGCGAUUAAAGAAAACUUUCACACAAAAUGUGCUGCUCGAUUUUCUGAUACCAUGAGGAAUGUUAGACUUAAAUGGGAAGCAAAAGGGACACGUCCACGUUGGAUAGGAGAAGAUAUAUUCCCACAGCUUAUUGAUCAUUGGAAUUCUGAUAAGUUUAAGGAAAUAUCUGAGCAGGCAAAGAAAAAUAGAGCAUCUGAAGUUGGUGGCUGCAACUAUGCAGCGGGAAGUAUUAGUGUGACUGAAGUUGCGCGAAGGAUGCGUGAAGAAUUAGGCAGAACUCCACUUCUUAAUGAGCUCCACAUGGAGACUCAUCUCAAGAGAAAUGGAGAGUUUAUUGACGAGCGCGCAAAAAUCACUCAAGAGAAUUUUGAUAAAGAACUUGCCAUAAAGUUGUCAGAGCAUCCUGAAAUACCCGAACCACCACCGGGGUAUCCUGUUGACCCCAGUCUUGGUUUUCAGACUUGGUAUAAGGUUUCAGGUGGAAAGAAGAAAAAUGGGAGAGUGUAUUGUACUGGAGGGUAUUCCAAAAAUAUCAAGCGGCGUAGUAGAGAUUUCAAAAUGAGAUAUGCUGAUGGAGAAGGAUCAUCCACUCCACCUAUAUUAACCGCCGAAAUGCUUGAAACUGUGAGAAACUUGGCAAAUACUGAGGCAGCACAACAAGUAGCAGCAAGAAAUUUGGAAAUUGAAGAGAUGAAGAGAAAACAAUUAGAGAUGCAGGAGGAAAUGCAAAGAAGAGAAAGAGAAUUACGGGAAGAAAUGAGGAGAGAAUUUCAGGAAGAAAUGAGGAGGCAGACACAGGAAUAUCAAGAAGCAAUGCGAAUUGCAAAUGAGCGGUCACAAAGGUUUGAUCAGUUUUUUGCUUCACAAAAUAUGAGUGGUGGUGGAUUUGGAGGAACUAGUGGAUAUGGAGGAGCUGAUGAAGAAGAGGAGGAACAAGAUGGGGGGAAUAAUUAAAUUUACAUAUUUAAGUUUAUUUUAAUUUGUAUUGAACAAUUUGUGUUAAUUAUUUUGAACUUAUUUUUAAAUAUUAUUGUAAUUU
Molecule: messenger RNA, 1160 nt
Organism: Vicia villosa (hairy vetch)
Lineage: Eukaryota; Viridiplantae; Streptophyta; Magnoliopsida; Fabales; Fabaceae
Exons: 4
Coding region: 173-1075 (300 amino acids)
Source: RefSeq, a predicted model, not a curated record